AGAUGCUGCUCCACUAACUAUUAGAUGCUUCUCAGAACCCCCUCAAUAACAUAAGCAGAUGCUUGGUGCUGUUUAAGGCUGAGGUACCCAAACUCCCAAACUGCAACUAAGAACUCAGACUACUCCUCAAGCAACUCCAUCCUGCGCAUGCCCAGGAGUCUGGUGUUCCUGCUCCCUGUCCCAUUGGGCGCCCAGCUCCGCCCAGUGACAUCCUGGAAGUGGGGAACCCGUAGGCUUGCUUUUACGACUGUAGUAAACCCUCUUUCACGGAAGCACCCUUGUCGCUUUACGAUAGCAACAACGAUGGCGGCUUCCGGUAGCAGAUUUGAAAGUGAGAGGAGCAUCGAAGAACGUAAAGAACAGAAGCGGGUCGCUCGGGCCGAGGUCCUGCGACAGGCUAAAGCAGAUUUUGAGAAAGAAGAGAGGCGUAAAGAACUUAAGCGACUACGAGGAGAAGAUACAUGGAUGUUAGCUGAUGUGAAUGAGCGAGUUGAACAGCUAUCACAGGAACAUUCUGUGAAGAAAAAAAGGAAGAAAGAAAAACACUCAAAAAAAGUUAAGAAAGAGAAGAAGAAAAAGAGCAAGAAACAGAAAUGUGAAAGAAAUGAAUCAUCUGAUAGUUCAUCGAGUUCUGAAGAAGAAUGGGUUGAAGCAGUUCCAUUGCAGGUAACUGACACAGAAAAAGCCUGGAAAGUGAAGAAGGAAAAGUCUGAUAAAACCGAAGAUGCCCAAAUUGUUCAGAGAGAUGAAUGGAUGACCUUUGAUUUUAUGUCUAUUAAAACUGUAUCAUCAUCAUCACUCAAAGAUGAAAAACAGACUGCAAAGAAAAUAGAGCAAGAGAAAGCCCAAGUGAUUGAACAGUCUAGACUUUCUGAAAGAGAAUUGAACCCCUAUUGGAAAAAUGGUGGAACAGGUCUACCACCAGAAGAUACUGCUCUUUCCUCCUUCACUCGAGAAUCAUUGAUAGAAGAUGGUGGACUAAGCUGGCUUAAAAAGUCUUACCAAAGAAUGAAAGAACAAGCUGAGAAACAAAAUCGAAAUUUUGAAGAUGUUGUAGCAGAAAGAUAUGGGUCAAUGGAAACAUUUCAGUCACGAUUAGAAGAAGCUAAAAGAGCAGCAUCAAAAAGUGAUAGCUAUGGAAGAGAACGAUGGAGAAAAUCAAGAUACUCAGAUAAAGAACAGAGUGGACAAGAAAGUAAAAAAACCAUGGAGAAAAAUGUUUUAGACAGUACCAGUAAGGACAUUUGUUAUGAAUAUUCAAGUGGCAGUUAUAGCAAACUAAAUAUGAAAAGUGAUCGAAUAUCUAGUAAAGAUAAAUAUAGAGAAGAGGAGAGAGAAAAUAGGUCAAUAGAACCAGCUAGAAAUGAGUCAUAUCAACUGAGGAAAGAUUACGAUUCAAGAAAGAAACAAGAUUUUUCUUUACUUGGACAUUUCAAGCAUAAAUUCUUGAGACCUUCUGAAGAUGAUGAAUUACCAUUUGGUAGUGGAAAUUCUGAAGCAUCUUUUGCCUCAGCAUUGUUAGGUCAAGACUCUUUGAAUCAUAAUUUUCUAAAACCUGAUGAAAACACUGAACAAAUUUCAUUGUCAUGGAGCCAUGAAAAGAGAGGUGGAGAGAAACAAAAUUCAGAUAAAAAAUUAGUUAAACCCACUGGAAGUACUGAUGAUAUUCAAGAAAUUUCAAAGAACACAAGAGGAAAAUCACAGGAAGAAAAUACAAGUACUUCUCCUGAGAAAAGAGAAUUUCUACAGAAAACUAAGACUUCAUUUUCUGGAUGCAAUUUAGAAGAUGAACCGAUCCACCUCCUAAGUGAAGAUGAGAUGAAUAAACUUGGAGCCAAGAUUAUCAAGGCAGAAUUAAUGGGGAAAAUGGAUUUAGCAGUACAACUUAAAGCACAGCUUGAAAAAGCACGCAAAUUAAAAGAAUUGGGAAUUCAAGAAUCAACAAGAAAAUCUGAGAUGGAGGGUGAAAGCAUGCAAGAAGAACAAGAGGUGGUCCUUGUCAGAACAGAUCAUUCUGGAAGGGCAUGGCCUGUAAGUUCACCAGGAGUACCAUCAGAACCUAAGGAAGGAAGAAGGAAAAAACAGAUGGUAACAACACACAUAGAUAAAGAGCGUGUCAGAUACUUUCAUGAUGAUGAUGACUUAAGCCUAAAGGAUUUGGUUAAAAAUGAAAAGAUGGGAACAGCAGAAGAUCAAAAUAGAGUUUUCAUGAAGAUGGUAUCUAAGCUUACAGAAAAAACUGAUAAGGAAUAUUACAGUUUGGAUGACAUGUUUGUCUCAAAGGCAGCCAAGAAGGAAUGCUUUGGUGGUGAUGAGGAGAAACAGAAGAAAAAAGCAAUCUUAGAGCAUCAGAAGCUUGCUGCACAAAUGGAGAAGUGUCCAUAUUGUUUUGAUAGUUCUCAGCUUCCCAAGCACCUUAUCAUUGCAAUUGGCAUCAAGGUUUACUUAUGCUUGCCCAAUUGCCAGUCACUUACCGAAGGGCAUUGUCUGAUAGUCCCAUUGCAGCACCAUACAGCAGCUACUGUAUUGGAUGAAGAUAUUUGGGAGGAAAUCCAGAGUUUCAGAAAGGCACUGGUAAAAAUGUUUGAAGAUAAAGAACUAGACUGCAUCUUUUUAGAAACAAAUAUGAGUAUGAACAAACGCUAUCACAUGGUUUAUGAGUGUAUUCCUCUUCCAAAGGAAGUAGGAGAUAUGGCUCCUAUCUACUUUAAGAAAGCUAUAAUGGAAUCAGAUGAAGAGUGGUCCAUGAACAAAAAAUUAAUUGACCUAUCUUCAAGAGACAUCCGAAAGUCUGUACCCAGAGGCUUGCCUUACUUCUCUGUGGACUUUGGCCUUCAAGGAGGCUUUGCCCAUGUCAUUGAAGACCAGCAGAAGUUUCCUCAUUACUUUGGAAAGGAAAUUAUUGGUGGUAUGCUGGAUGCAGAACCAAGACUUUGGAGGAAGGGAAUCCGAGAGAACUUUGAUAACCAGAGGAAGAAAGUGCUACAGUUUGCUCAGUGGUGGAAACCAUAUGACUUUACUAAAAGUAAAUGACUGUGGGAAGAAUGUGUUUAACUAACUGGAACCUUUUCAGUCUCUCCAGCGCCACUACCAUUUUCUCUCGUCUUUCUCAACCUGAAAUGACCAGCCCUUAGGUCACAAAGAGGAAGAAUAAUAUUAAUAGAUCUAGGGAUGCGACAUGGCAAGGAUUGUUAGCCACCCACAGCAGUUGUUAACCAGCACCUAAUAUCACUGGUUUAUGCAAUUUCUUUAUCUCCUGAACUGGAGAACUUUUCUGUAGUGAUCAAGGAGAAUGACUGAAUUCAUUGAGAAACCGGCCUCUGCCCUAUAUUUUGUCCUGGUGAGGAUACAUUAUUAUCUUGGUGGAGAUACUGUCACAUUACCCUUGUUUUCUACUUUAGGAGUAACUUCUGAAGGAAGCAAAUCACUGAUCUAAAGAAGAGUCUGGGAGUUCCUGAUUCCAAGUUACCAUGAUCUCUGGUUCAAUCAGAGCAGUAACUGAAGUUUUGAUUUAAAAGAAAAGACAGCUGUUAUUUUAAACUAGUGACCUAUAAUGUCAAUAAUUUAGUAUGUUAAAGGAAGGAGAAUGUCUCUAAAUGUAUAAAUGAAAAAUUAAAAGCUGAUAAUGAAAAAAAUCAACUACAUUUGUGUGAAAUAAAUUCAAGGUUGUUUUAAAUUCUC
Molecule: messenger RNA, 3681 nt
Organism: Gracilinanus agilis (Agile Gracile Mouse Opossum)
Lineage: Eukaryota; Metazoa; Chordata; Mammalia; Didelphimorphia; Didelphidae
Gene: CWF19L2
Product: CWF19 like cell cycle control factor 2
Exons: 20
Coding region: 148-3033 (961 amino acids)
Biological process (GO): mRNA splicing, via spliceosome
Cellular component (GO): post-mRNA release spliceosomal complex
Source: RefSeq, a predicted model, not a curated record